Colletotrichum lupini is the source of this 1602-nucleotide messenger RNA. RefSeq lists its product as uncharacterized. The coding region runs from base 1 to 1602 and encodes 533 amino acids. Gene Ontology annotation, molecular function: nucleobase transmembrane transporter activity. Lineage: Eukaryota; Fungi; Ascomycota; Sordariomycetes; Glomerellales; Glomerellaceae. Gene Ontology annotation, cellular component: plasma membrane. Gene Ontology annotation, biological process: transmembrane transport; nucleobase transport. The record is from RefSeq and is a predicted model, not a curated record. The transcript is spliced from 7 exons.
AUGGGGUUGCAAGCCGCCUUCCAGCGGGUGGAACUCCCCUAUGUUUCCCGCUGGAUCAACGAUGACAUUCGACCCAUUGAGGCUCAAAGACGUACCUGGGGCUUCUUGACGUUUCACAACUUUUGGCUCUUGGUCAACUGCAACAUCACCACCUACUUGACUGGCAGUGCCCUCAUCCCUCUAGGUCUAGCUUGGUGGCAGGCCUUCAUAUGUAUCAUUCUUGGCAAUCUUAUUGCCACCGCCGUCGUGAUUAUCAACUCACUUCCGGGCAGCUACUAUCAUAUCGAGCGGUAUGGUUUCACUGCAUGGGUGGGAGGAGAGUGCAUCUACGUGAUCCUUCUUUCCUGGGACCCAAGGCUUGAAUCCCACAUUCCCAAUGGCAUGCCAGCAGACACGGGUAUGACAACUGCGCAAUUUGUCUCGUACAUCAUCUUCAGCGUCAUUUCUCUACCAGUAAUCUGGAUCCGCCCGCACCGUCUCGAGAAAUUCUUCCACUUUGCCUGCUCCAUCACUCUUGUCUUUUUCAUCGUACUCCUUAUCUGGGCUCUCGCAACUAUGGGAUCCUCGGGCUUCGGAGAUACCAUUACCUCAGGAUCUGCCCUACCUAACACAGGAGGACCAGACAGUGUGGCUUGGCUGAUGAUCUACGGCAUCGUCUCAACAAUCGGUUCCAUCGCGGCGGGCAUUCUGAACCAGAACGACUAUUCUCGGUUCGCUACACAACCUAAGCAUGCCAUCGUAGGCCAAGCUAUCUCGUUCCCUUUCUAUAGUAUCUUCAGCUCUCUGAUUGGCAUCCUCGUCACUGCAGCGACCCAGGAGCGAUUUGGUGGCGAGGCCAUCUGGAACCCGCCUACGCUCUUUGCUCAGCUGCUGGCCCAGGACGAAACAGCCGGAACGAGGGCAGCAUGCUUCUUUGCGGGUCUCUGUCUCGUCAUAUCCCAGAUCGGAGUCAAUGUCCCUGGAAACGCGCUUGCUGGCGGCUUUGACCUGGCUGCGACAUUUCCCAAGUACCUGAACAUCCGUCGUGGCGCCUACAUCACCGCGAUUUUCAGCGUCGUCGUCAACCCGUGGCGUCUCGUCAACACUGCAACAAUCUUCCUCACUGUCCUUUCAAGUUAUAGUGUCUUCUUGGCUCCAAUGACAGGGUUGAUGAUAUCUAGCUACUUGAUUGUUAAUAAGAGCAAGGUGAACGUGGACCACUUGUACCGCGGCGAUUCGGGGAGCAUCUACUGGUUCUCCUACGGUUUCAACUGGCGAGCCCCAGUGGCAUGGCUUGUUGGUGUUGUGCCCUGCAUGCCAGGCAUCAUCGCCGCCGUCGACACGUCCGCAACUGUUAGUGAGGGCGCCACGGAGCUGUACUCCAUGUCGUAUAUCUAUGGGCUUCUUUCGAGCGGCUUGGUGUACGCGUUCCUGCAUUGGCUUUUCCCGGCGAGAAGUCUGAAUGCUUUUGUCAAAGAUGCGCCCUCGGCGCGUGAACUUCAAGGAAUGCAACAGAGCAAGUGGGACGUGACGCUGGCCGAGACUCCUGAACUUCUUGAAGUGCUUUCUGGGCCUGGAGCCAAGACAGCAAACUCCGCUACACCCUUCAAAGAAGAUGUAUAG